CGCUGAUAUGAAGCCGAAACCGAUUCAGCGAAUACCCCUCUACCUCUAGCAAAGUAAACAUUUAUCGCUUUUUCCAUUUCCCUUCCUUUUCCCUGGUCGCCGGAGAGUCCCAGCUCCGGUGCCCGAAAUGGCUGGAACACCGGUGGUGCUGCUGUUUGACUUUGACCGCACGAUCAUUGAUGAUGAUAGUGACCGUUGGGUGGUCACGGAGAUGGGGCUCACCUCCCUCUUCAAUAAGCUCCGCUCUACCUUGCCUUGGAACUCUCUCAUGGAUGGUAUGAUGAAGGAGCUCCACUCACGAGGUCAAACUGCCGAAGACAUUACAGAGUGCCUGAAACGGACUCCAAUGGAUCCGUGUAUUGUCGCGGCUAUUAAAGCAGCACAUGCUCUGGGAUGCGAUUUGAGGGUGAUUAGCGAUGCGAAUCAGUUUUUCAUUGAAACAAUCUUGAAGCAUCAUGGUCUGUUGGGUUGCUUUUCUCGGAUAUACACGAACCCAUCAUUCGUGGAUGAAGACGGACGGCUUAGGAUCUUUCCUUUUCACGAUUUGAAUUCGUCUCCUCAUGGAUGCAAAUUAUGCCAUGCAACUAUGUGCAAGGGUCAGGUGAUUGACGAAAUCCAAGCUUCUGUUUCUGGAAACAGCACCAAAAACUUCAUCUACCUUGGAGAUGGACAUGGGGAUUAUUGCCCAACUCUGAAGCUUGGUGGAAGUGAUUAUGUGAUGCCGAGGAAGAAUUAUCCUCUGUGGAAACGCAUUUCUUGCGAACCACUGCUAGUCAAGGCAAAAGUCCACGAGUGGAGCACUGGAGAGGAGCUGAAGAGGAUCCUACUAUACCUUAUUGAUACAAUUACCAUUCAGGAUAACAUCGGCAAACACCAGUCAGUCUAACUUAUCCCAUUGCAAGUGCCAAUCCCGACCCUGGAGGCAUCAUCUCAGAAUGUCUGCGUACUUCCAUAUAUAAUGGUUUUCUGAAUAUUGUCAAUAGCAGAGAAAGACCAUUUCAGACAAGCUGACAACUUCCAAAAAAAUGAAUUAGCUUUUCUCGUA
Carya illinoinensis is the source of this 1045-nucleotide messenger RNA. RefSeq names its product thiamine phosphate phosphatase-like protein. The record is from RefSeq and is a predicted model, not a curated record. Lineage: Eukaryota; Viridiplantae; Streptophyta; Magnoliopsida; Fagales; Juglandaceae. The coding region runs from base 128 to 886 and encodes 252 amino acids. The transcript has 4 exons. Gene Ontology annotation, molecular function: phosphatase activity.